Molecule: messenger RNA, 1787 nt
Organism: Microbotryum saponariae
Lineage: Eukaryota; Fungi; Basidiomycota; Microbotryomycetes; Microbotryales; Microbotryaceae
Source: the annotation of a GenBank genome assembly
AUGGCAGCAGCAACUCUAGACCACCAAGAUGACGACACCCCCAUGCUCGAUGUCCCCCACCCGGCAUUGGACAAGGGCAAGUCGAAGGCGAGCGCGAGUGCAAGUGCGAGCAGCGGUCUGGACGCGUUGGCGAUGGAUGUCAUGCCUUGGGUUGAGAAGUACAGGCCGGUCACGUUGGACGAUGUGGUGGCUCACAAGGAUAUCAUCUCGACUAGUACGUUCUCGGUCCGAGGCGGCUCUCACCCGGCGAGCAGGAGAGCCCUGGACUGGCGAGGACGACCCCGCACGGGUCAGCCGGAUCAGACGAGACUGAGAUGUUCAAACACCCACUUUACCCCUUGACGCAGUUGAUCAAUUCAUCGCCAAAUCGAGGGUACCCCAUCUCCUCUUUUACGGCCCCCCAGGAACAGGCAAGACCUCGACGAUCCUCGCCGUAGCGCGAAAGAUCUAUGACGGCAACGAAGCGAGCAUGAGGAACAACUGUCUCGAGGUGGGAUACACUCGGCUUCAUACAAACCGUUUUCCUCACCUUGAAGUGACUGAACUUGUGCUCUGGGAUACUGGCAAUCUCCACAGUUGAACGCCUCGGACGAUCGUGGUAUCGACGUCGUACGGGAGCAGAUCAAAAACUUUGCCUCGACGAGGAUGUCCAAUGCUGGAACGCGAGUCCGAAACCCACCUUCUUCCCUCGGCCUAUUCAACCCUUGCUGACUUUGCGCUCUUCUUCGAUGAGGACAGUGCCGGAUUCAAAUUGAUCAUUCUUGACGAAGCCGACCAGAUGACCUCGGCCGCUCAAUCCGCCUUGCGACGAGGUGAGCUUGCUCGAAUCUCCCGAACCGAAAGAGGAAGUUCUCCACUGACCGAGAGUCUUUCUCCUCGCAGUCAUUGAACAAUACACCAAAAACGUCCGCUUCUGCAUCAUCUGCAAUUACGUCAACAAAAUCAUCCCCGCCGUGCAAUCGCGAUGCACUCGCUUCAGGUACCAAUCUUUUGGACAUUUUAUUGUCCGUCCGCGGCAAGCAAUGCUGAAUAUUGUCUGGUAUUCCUGCAGGUUUGGUCCUCUACCCCGGCCCGAAGUGGAGAAGCGACUCAAUCAUGUUGUUGAUGCUGAAAAGUACGUUUCGUCGAUGGCUCGGACAGAAAGUUGGGGGGCUGAUGCUGUUUUCCUCUGCGGUUACUUUCUUAGGGUCAAUUUGACCGAAGACGGACGGCAGGCACUGCUGAAGCUCUCGAAGGGGGAUAUGCGACGCUCUCUAAACGUACUGCAGGUCAGUGUUCGGGCUCUGUUGAGUUGGGGCGUGUGCCGCGCCAGUGCUGAAAUUUCGUUCUCGCCGCUCCAAUGAUAGGCAUGCCACGCCGCAUACGACGUCACGGACGAAGCCGCCGUCUACAAUUGUACCGGCAACCCCGAUCCAGCCGACAUCGAAGCCAUCAUGCAAUCGAUGAUGAACGAAUCCUUCGAGACCUCGUAUCGACGCAUCUCGUCGCUCAAGAUGGACAAAGGUUUGGCGUUGCAGGAUAUCAUUCAAGGGUGUUUUGAUUUCGUCGCGACAGUCGAGUUUCCGAGGCAGACGAGGGUCGUCUUGUUGGAUCAUUUGGCGCAGGUCGAGUGAGUGAUUGAUCCCCACACCGGACGGUCGGAAAGGGCCAUAUGCCAUAUCGCUGAUCCUCCUGAAUCUGUCCCGCUGAUUAGGCACCGCUUAUCGACCGGCGCGAGUGAGAAGUUGCAGUUGACGGCCCUGCUGGGAGCGACCAAACUCGCUAUCGAACUCAGUCAGAACAAGUAA